This is a messenger RNA of Aedes albopictus (Asian tiger mosquito), 1640 nucleotides long. RefSeq lists its product as uncharacterized. NCBI's taxonomy places the organism in Eukaryota, Metazoa, Arthropoda, Insecta, Diptera, Culicidae. The transcript has 2 exons. Gene Ontology annotation, biological process: cilium assembly; axoneme assembly; cilium movement involved in cell motility. Bases 51 to 1445 code for a protein of 464 amino acids. Gene Ontology annotation, cellular component: axoneme; radial spoke. The record is from RefSeq and is a predicted model, not a curated record.
UGACACAUUCGCUUCAAGUAAAAUCGUCAAAACUGUCACACAGAGACAACAUGGACGGAAGUCUUCUGUCAUCCGAGGUUACUGGGGAGCCAUGCAUGGAACGCGACAUUCUCGAAGCCAAAUCUGUUCGAGACGAGAGAAGUCUAAGCAUCGAGAAUGCACUGAUAAACGCCCGAAACAUCCUGCUGGCCCACAUUGGCGAGAACGGUGACAAUCCAUUCACCCUGUUGAUGCGCCUCAUCUCGAGGAUCCUUGCCGAGAAGCCCGGAAAUGCCGUGGAUCUCUUCGAAGAGUACUGCCGCUUGGUGAAGCAAGGCCAUUUCAUCCAUCCGGAUCUUAAACUGCGAGAUGAGAAAGGUGUGGAAAACGAACGGAAGGUUGAGUUUGCGAGGAGCGUACAACAGAAGAUCCGCUCCCUGGAACACCUGCAUUCGGCUCCGAUGUGGUCCCAGAUCGGGUUCACCCUGCCACCUUCGAUGGAUUACUUCGUUGACAGACAGAUGGAGCUAUUGCGGGCGACAGAUGGCGCCAAACAGGUUCUCUUCUGGGGAGUGGUGCACACUUUGAGCGGCAGUUACUACGUUAUCGAGGUGGAGCGGGACAGUUUUGAGGCGGUGCAGCUGGAACUGCAGCUCAGUCAGGAGAAAACGGAAAUCGCCCGGGACGUGAUCGAGGGAUUGCUGCGAGCUACCGUUUCGGACGACACGAUAAUUUCGGACUGGUGCGGAGCCGAGUCGAUGGUGAUGGAAAUGAUCGACCAGAUUUUGGAGUUUGCCAUUCCGCCGGAUACGGACGAACAGCUUGCGACGGCAGUUGCCGUUCCCUUGCUGGAUAGGAUCGUGGAGGAGGCCAUCGACGAGGCACAAGAGCCGGAGGUGGAACUCAGUGUGAUGGGCAGCCUGGAUGUGAUAUCCUGUAAUGCCACUAUGGCGUCGUCGGAUAUGAGCUUGAACCAGCUCAAGUUCGCUUCCGCGAAGGCGCUGCUCGAGGUCAAGAUGAACGUCUUCCGGUAUUACGUUUGCUGUGACCCCAUCGAAGGAACCUGGAACGAGCUGCCUACUGGGAUAACCCUUGAUAAGAUCAUGAACUCCUGCUCCACGAAAAAAUACUUCAAAGGGAAUUUGGAAUCGAAGUUGGCGAGUGGUCUGGUGGAACGUGACCACCUUCGCGCCAUCCUCACCCGCAUUUCCAUGGACCGGUAUGCUGCAGCUCAAUCCUCAUCCGCAGGCGAACCGCCAUCCAACCACCAACGGUCACGAUUGAUAACGGAGCGUGACGUGGCCGUUUACUACAAGGCAACCGGAUUCGCGCGCGACUGGCAUCGGAUGAAUAACGAGCAAAUUCCGAGAAGCGCCGGAUGGCGUAAAUCCAACACCUGGCCCGGUUCCUAUGCCUAUGGGAGGGACUUUUUCAUCUACUGUGGGUGGGGCGUAAUGAACUGUUGAGCUGCUGGACGCGGAGGACGACUGGUUGUAACUGAAUGAAAUGAAAUAGGCUGUGACGGAUGGGAAAUUUUGCGUGCAAAAUUAUUCAGUAGCGAUGGCUGCGAGGCCUGCCUUUUUGCGAGAGCACUCUGAAUAUAUACAUGUUUUGAAUGGAUCCCUAAAUAAAUGAGAUUAGUUAUUUAUUUUUACGUCCUA